AGAAGGCCCCGGAACGAAGCCGGCCCGCGCGGACCCGCGCUCCCCUCCUCCCCAGCGGCCGCACUCACCCGCUCCGGAUUCGGCCCCGUCGCCCCCGCCCGCAGUCCAGAGCUGGCUGAAAACCGCAGCGGCGCGGGCUCCACGUGCAGCGUCUCUCCCGGUAAGACCCGCAGCUCCAGCGACUCGAAGUGAGAGGCCCCUGGGCCCUUCCCGCGAAAACGGCGCAGAGAAACUCCAACCCCCCCCUCCCGCCUCCCAGGCACCCCCGGGUCCGGGACUACAACUCCCAGCAGGUUGCGCGAAACGAACGCCCGAGGCAACGGCGGCUCACGAGGCACAAGGGAGCCCAACGCCUCAAUCCGCUUUGUUUUACACUCUGUCACUUUGCCUGCACAGUCGUACACCUCAACCACCCCAAGGAAGAGGACGCUGACUCGGGGCGGUGGGGAUUGAACUAGGGGAAAGGCCAGUCCAAGUGCGCAUGCGUACAUAACAAGGUUUCCGAGAGGGAAGAAGAGAGCAGGUCAAAUUGGGAGAAGGAAAGAUGGCGGAGGCGUCGCCAGGAGACCCGGAAGCACUUACCCUCCACUUCCUCCUCCUGUUUGGCUUCUGUCUCACCUAGAGCCGUCCGGUCGCCGACUGUCUCCGAGACGCUUCCUGUCCGUAACAGAAUCACCAUGAUUCUUCAGAGGCUCUUCAGGUUGACCUCUGUCAUUCAGUCUGCAGUCUCGGUCUCUUUGAGGAGGAACAUCGGUUUUACAGCAGUGGCAUUUAAUAAGGAACUUGAUCCUGUACAGAAACUCUUCGUGGACAAGAUUAGAGAAUAUAGAACUAAGCGACAGACAUCUGGAGGACCUGUUGAUGCUGGCCCAGAGUAUCAGCAAGAUCUAGACAGGGAACUUUUUAAGCUUAAGCAAAUGUAUGGUAAAGCAGACAUGAAUACGUUCCCUGACUUCACAUUUGAAGAUCCCAAGUUCGAAGUCAUCGACAAACCACAGUCCUGAAGAAAUAAUGUAAAAUUUAUCUGGUAAUUUGUCCUAGAUUAGUUGUACAACUGAUCAGAAGUAACAGAAUAAACAUACAUUUCACAGCUGU
Messenger RNA from Balaenoptera ricei (Rice's whale), 1095 nucleotides. RefSeq names its product ATP synthase peripheral stalk subunit F6 (gene ATP5PF). Gene Ontology annotation, molecular function: proton transmembrane transporter activity. The record is from RefSeq and is a predicted model, not a curated record. Gene Ontology annotation, biological process: proton motive force-driven ATP synthesis. The transcript has 4 exons. NCBI's taxonomy places the organism in Eukaryota, Metazoa, Chordata, Mammalia, Artiodactyla, Balaenopteridae. The coding region runs from base 678 to 1004 and encodes 108 amino acids.